This is a messenger RNA of Xiphophorus maculatus (southern platyfish), 2668 nucleotides long. RefSeq names its product homeobox protein CDX-1-like (gene cdx1b). Lineage: Eukaryota; Metazoa; Chordata; Actinopteri; Cyprinodontiformes; Poeciliidae. Gene Ontology annotation, molecular function: DNA-binding transcription factor activity, RNA polymerase II-specific; RNA polymerase II transcription regulatory region sequence-specific DNA binding. Gene Ontology annotation, cellular component: nucleus. Gene Ontology annotation, biological process: animal organ morphogenesis; cell differentiation; embryo development. The record is from RefSeq and is a predicted model, not a curated record. The coding region runs from base 139 to 957 and encodes 272 amino acids. The transcript has 3 exons.
GCAGGGCGGCCGGCAGGCAGCAGGUGGAGGCGCGCGCAGGCCACGGACACGCGGACACAGAGCUCACCUGCAGACAGGUGAGCGGCAGCAGGCAGGCUGGAGCCGCAGUAUGCUGAGGGAGAGCCCUCACCUGGGAAGAUGUACGUCAGUUACCUGCAGCUGGACAAGGAGCCCACCAUGUACCCGCACCAGAACCCGGUGAGCCGCCACCCGGGGCUCAGCCUCAGCCCGCAGAACUUCCCGGUACCAGGCCCGCCGCAGUACCCGGACUUCCCCGGGUACCACCACCACCACCACCACGGCCUGAGCGCCGAGCCGCAGCAGGCCGGCCCGGGCGCCGGCGGAUGGAGCCCGGCUUACCCGCCGCCGCCGGCCCGGGAGGACUGGACCGCGCACCAGUACGCCGCUGCCGUGGGCGCUCCGACCGCGGGCGCCGGGCCCGCGCUGAGCUUCCAGGAGUUCCCCGGUCAGCCGUCCGCGCUGCUGCCCGCCGCCCUUAACCCGUCCGCGGGGCAGCUGUCACCCGGUUCCCCCAGGAGGAGGAACCCGUACGACUGGAUCCGAACCUCCGCGCCGCCCAGCAACCCAAAUGGUAAAACUCGGACCAAGGAUAAAUAUCGGGUGGUGUACACCGACCACCAGCGGCUGGAGCUGGAGAAGGAGUUCCACUACAGCAAGUACAUCACCAUCCGGAGGAAGGCGGAGCUGGCCACGGCGCUCAGCCUAUCAGAGAGACAGGUGAAGAUCUGGUUCCAGAACCGCCGAGCGAAGGAGAGGAAGAUCAACAAGAAGAAGCUGCAGCAGCCGGCCUCCUCCACCACGCCCACCCCCCCCACCUGCAGCACCGGAGGGGGCGCGCUCAGCAGCAGCAGCGUCACCAUGGUUACCAGCAGCAGCGGCAGCAACGGGCUGGUGUCUCCAUCUUCUCUGACUCUGAACAUCAAGGAGGAGUACUGAGGGGUAUAACCGCAGAAUGAGUCGUCCUUCCACCAAACUUUCUCUGGCUGUUUGAUCCGGAAUGGCUGAAAGAACUCUGAUUGGUCCAGAACUCGGCUCCUCUGGUGGUUGGACCAAUCAGCUCCAGACUCGGGGUUCAAAGGUCGCGGAGCUUCAGGAAGAACUGCUCUGGUUUAUGAUUGGCUGACAGGAGGUCAGGUGAACCCUGAGCUCCUCCUGGGUUCUGGUAGAGCUGCUGGACCCGACCCGCUCUUAACAGAACCUGAGACCUUCAACCAACAGCAGAGACUGCUGUCACCUCUGACCUGGAUCUGGACCUCCUGACUCAUCGUUACGUUUUUUUUUUUUUUUUUACCUUCAGACAGUUCAACAGCUGAUGGUAAAACUAAUGGUCAGAACCAGACGGUUCUGAUGGCUCUUGUUGGUUCUGGUGAUUUUGGAAACUUCAAUCAGAACCAUUUUCCAUUUCUUCUGGAUUUAAAACUCUGAAGGUUUUUUUUCCUGCAUUCAACAAGAAAUAAUUUAAAACUGUAUUAAAAUGAAAAACACAACUUUUCCUAAAACUGAACUAAUUGCUUUUAUAGGCUGUUUUAUUUUCUAAUGUUAUUAUAACAGUUAAUCAUUUGGACUCGUGAUCAUCAGAACCAUACAUUUUGAAUUUUAUACAUUUGUAUAAAGAAUUUAUCAGAUUUAUUUAUCAGCAUGUUUACCAGUCAGUCGUCCCAGAAAUGCUAAAUAUCAAUAAUAAUAAUAUCAAUAAUAACUCGAUCAAUUGAGGAAAAUAUUUUUAUUUUAAAGUUUUAAUCCUGAGGAUAAUUUCCUGUCCAGAUUAAUGUGAUCAAUAUGAUCAAAAUAAUUGCCGUUUUGUCUGAAAAACGUCAUAAAAGGUCUAAACUUUUAUUAAACACAUCCAGAUUAAAGUCAAAUGUUUAUUUAUGUAUAUUCUUCUUCAGUGAUUUUAUUUUGGGAAUUUGGAGAGUAAAACACAAACAAAGAACUAGAAACAGGUUUUUAUGUUUAAUUAGAAAAGAAUGAAAACAUAACAAUAACUUGAAUGUUUAUUUAAUCCUUCAUAAAACGUCUGAAGGAAAGUUGAUGCAAUCCGCAUAAAUAUUAUGACAUCAGACGUCCUGAAAACAAUUAAUGAGCUGUUAAAAAAAGAUAAAGCAAAAUAAUCCACAGAUUUAAAAAACAAAAACACACAAACAGUUUAGAUAUUAAAACAUGAUUACAAAAUAAAGAGUCAGGGAACCAGUAACUGGUAACCAGUGGUCCGGUCCAGUCUAUGAAAACAUUAAUCAUUAAUAAUUAAACUUCCCAUUUCUGUCGGACCAAUCAAAGCCUCUCCUCCCGUAGUUUCCAUGGUAGCAGCGUCUUGAGAGAAGUUCUGGAGGGAGAAUCUGGACCAAAACUUUAAUUGGUCUGGUUCCAUCGAUCCAGUAAAACCGGGAGGGAAAAAGUUUCCAACUCAACGUUUCAACAUUCCGAAGCUGAAAUGUUUGGAACCAGAACUCCAGCAGAUCCUGACCCGCCUGGUGGUUCUGAUCAGGUUCAGGUUCUGGUCCAAUUCUGUAGGAACCGGGUUCUCCAGAAGUUCUCUGCUGAUGUUUGUUUUUGCUCUGAUUUCCUGUAAAUGUUGGUGAUUUUAGAAUUCAUCAUUUGUACAUUUCAAAUGUCGUUUUUAUUAAAAACUAAAAGUUUUAUUGUGAAA